AUGCCUGAUAAGUACUCGGUUAUAUUACCCACCUAUAACGAAAAGAAGAACUUGCCAAUUUUGGUCUACCUUCUUGCCAAAACCUUCAAGGAAAACAAAAUAGACUGGGAAGUUAUAAUUGUUGAUGAUAACUCACCAGAUGGAACUCAAGAAAUUGCCAAAAAAUUAAUUGAUACUUUUGGUGCUGAUCACAUUCAAUUGAGAGCAAGAGCUGGUAAAUUGGGAUUGGGUACUGCGUAUGUUCACGGCUUAAAUUUUGUUACUGGUAACUUUGUUAUCAUCAUGGAUGCUGAUUUCUCUCACCACCCUGAAGCAAUCCCCGAAUUAAUUGCUAAGCAAAAGCUGGAAAAUUUCGAUAUUGUUACAGGUACACGUUACGCAGGCGACGGAGGAGUGUUUGGAUGGGAUUUAAAGCGUAAGUUAGUAUCCAGAGGCGCUAAUUUCUUAGCUGCUACAGUUUUGAGACCUAACGUUUCAGAUUUGACUGGUUCCUUCAGAUUAUACAAGAAGCCCGUCUUAACCAAGAUCAUUGAAGUUACUAAGUCCAAGGGUUACGUUUUCCAAAUGGAAAUGAUGGUUAGAGCUAGAUCUUUGGGAUUUACCGUGGGUGAAGUUCCAAUCAACUUUGUAGAUAGAUUGUACGGAGAAAGUAAGUUGGGAGGAGAUGAAAUUGUCGGAUACUUGAAGGGUGUGUGGACAUUGUUUACCAGUGUUUAG
Dujonia railenensis is the source of this 717-nucleotide messenger RNA. Lineage: Eukaryota; Fungi; Ascomycota; Pichiomycetes; Serinales; Debaryomycetaceae. The record is from the annotation of a GenBank genome assembly.